GAAGAACCACACCUCUCCACAACAAAUAAACAACUAUUGAACACACAUUCCAUCAAAUCCGUUCACACUUCAAUCUGCCAAGAUGGACAAAGUUCAAGCAUUUGGUAAAAACUUCACGGCCUCUUUCACUCCCUUCGCAGCUCGCACGCAGCAGUAUGUGAAAGAACAGCUUGGUCAAGCUGAGGAUAAGACCCAGCUCCCUCCGGAUUAUAUCGAGCUGGAGAAGCGGGUCGAUGCUUUGAAGCAGGUUCAUCAGAAGAUGCUGGCUGUUACUAACCAGUACUCACACGAGGCUUACGAUUAUCCUGCGAACAUCAAGGAGAGUUUCGGUGACCUCGGUCGCACAGUCAGCGAGAAAGUACACCUUCUAUCAACUGCCACUUCACCCGCCGAAGCGCAAGCUGCCCUCACUGCGCCUCCAUCUGCGAAGCCACAACCUAAAACAUUCAACCACGCAAUCGCCCGUGCCGCAUUGGCUAGUAGCCACCUUCUGCAACAACAACAUUCUGGCACGGGAGAAGAUCCCCUUGCGACUGCUCUUGAGAAGUAUGCCUUGGCGGAAGAGCGUGUUGGCGAGGCCAGACUUGCCCAGGACUCUCAAAUCCAAAGCCGCUUCCUUGCUGGCUGGUCGACUACUCUGAAUACCAACCUGAUGUUUGCGACCCGGGCCCGGAAAAGCGUUGAGAACUCAAGGCUAUUGCUCGAUGCCGCAAAGGCCAAGGCCAAGAACCCUGGUUGGAAAAUGCCAGGCCAAGCCCAAGCUGCCGGGCGUGACGACGAGGUUGCCAGUGAGGAGGCCCGAGUUGAGAUUGAGCAGGCUGAAGAUGAAUUUGUUGGCCAAACAGAGGAAGCCGUUGGUGUCAUGAAAAAUGUCCUUGAUACCCCUGAACCUCUCCGAAACCUCGCCGACUUGAUCGCUGCCCAGCUCGAGUACCACAAGAAGGCAUACGAGAUUCUCAGCGAGCUUGCACCAGUUGUUGAUGGACUCCAGGUUGAGCAAGAAGCCAGCUAUCGCAAAUCUAGAGAUGGAACUGCUUAAGAGUGAGCUCUAACUGGGCCUGCAGGAGACCAAAUCUUCAUUUUCGUCGACGAGGA
Molecule: messenger RNA, 1095 nt
Organism: Hyaloscypha bicolor E
Lineage: Eukaryota; Fungi; Ascomycota; Leotiomycetes; Helotiales; Hyaloscyphaceae
Exons: 6
Coding region: 83-1039 (318 amino acids)
Cellular component (GO): cytoplasm
Molecular function (GO): protein binding
Source: RefSeq, a predicted model, not a curated record